Molecule: messenger RNA, 672 nt
Organism: Myxozyma melibiosi
Lineage: Eukaryota; Fungi; Ascomycota; Lipomycetes; Lipomycetales; Lipomycetaceae
Exons: 1
Coding region: 1-672 (223 amino acids)
Source: RefSeq, a predicted model, not a curated record
AUGUGCCGCAAUUUACUCUCCACCUGCCCAGACAGCGGCCAGCUCAGACUAGUCUCGACCGUUCCCUGUGUGAACAUCCCAUUCUGCAACUCGUUUGAAUACGUCGAGAUCCACAGGCACCAAACCUCGAGUCUAAAGCCUCGGGCAACGGACUCGAAGCUGUCGCGACUGAGUAAAAAGCGGCGCCCGUUUGCGCGGUCUGCCAAUAAGGAAAACGAGACAAUCCUAGCUUGGCUCUCCUCCUCCUCUCCAUCAGCUUCUCUAUCCUCCUCCGAUGACCUCUCAACCCGAUCCUCGCCCUCUCCUCUCGGCACUUCCGCAAACUCCAGCCUAUCCUCCCUCUCCUCCCUCUCAAGCACCGACCCCACACCCACCGACCGCGCGCGCGAACUCGCAGUCGUGCUCGGCCAGCACCAACCAAAAGUGAAGUCCGUCCUCGGUCUCAGCUCCGUAAACACCAACCAGCUCUGCGGCCUUGCAAUCGCGGCCGUCACUCGCAAUUGCGGGCGGAAAUGCCGCGCGUGCAGCGUCGUCGGCGGCGUGGGCGUGGACGAGCAGGCGGUCGUCGAUGGCGUGCAACAGGCUGGCGGGUGCGGCAGGAUGGGGUCGACACUAAUUUGUGAUGCGGAUGUGGCUGUAAAUAUCGGAAGGCCAAAAUGCUUGAAUGUAUGA